CCACAAUCCUGCCGUUGCAAGCGCCAUGCUCUACCAACUGAGCCAUAAAGGACAUUAUAUUAUAAAGACACAGUCCUACAAGUCUUUGGUAGUGGGCUCCAUGUUAGUACACAGUAUGACGUUAAAGCAUUAUUGAAAAGAGUGUUGUCCAAACACUGUCCUGGCAUUACCCCUGGAACCCAUUUUAAACAGGUGAGACCUGCCAGCACAUUACUGAUACAGUACUAUAUGAUGUUCAUGGAACAUGGAGGGGACUUUGGCUCCAUUGCCUGGUUAUGUUGAAGAUACUUCUUGGCCUGCAAGACAAUUUGAUCAAAUGUACAAUGAAACCCCUGUAAUAUGCCACUCACAGCUGUAACAAAGCAAGCCUUCAGAGCAUCAAACUAACACACAGGUCCUUUCUCAGCUCCUGUCUGCCUGUGGUGGAAGCAGUCACACACUUCCUGUAAACUGCAGCCUGAGGAGAACAAGAUAUUCAGAAGUAUUUUGAUAAGAUUUUAGAGGAUGACUUCACUGGUUAGAAUAGAUGAAUCUAUGGUCCAAGUCAUUUCUAGUCCACACUCAGUUUCCUCUUGAUUAUUCCCUAAGAGUCCCCAUAGCAACAUCGGGGGCCACUGGCACCAUGCAUAACAAUUGAAGCCAAAUUCCUUGGCAGGCAAUUCCUGUCCUUCCGAGUUCUCCCACUUACAUACAGUACAUCACCAAAAGUAUGUGGACACCCCUUCAAAUGAGUGGAUUCGGCUAUUUCAGCCACACCCGUUGCUGACAGGUGUAAUCGAGCACACAGCCAUGCAAUCUCCAUGGACAAAAAUUGGCAGUAGAAUGGCCCGUACUGAAGAGCUCAGUGACUUUCAACGUGGCACCGUCGUAGGAUGCCACCUUUCCAACAAGCCAGUUAGUCAAAUUUCUGCCCUGCUAGAACUGCCCCGGUCAACUAUAAGUGCUAUUAUUGUGAAGUGGCAACGUCUAGGAGCAAGAACGGCUCAACCGCGAAGCGGUAGGCCACACAAGCUCAAAGAACGGGACCGCUGUCCCGGUUGCAACACUCACUACCGAGUUCAAAACUGCCUCUGGAAGCAACGUCAACACAAUAACUGUUUGUCAGGAGCUUCAUGAAAUGGGUUUCCAUGGCCGAGCAGCCACACACAAGCCUUAGAUCACCAAGCGCAAUGCCAAGCGUCGGCUGGAGUGGUGUAAAGCUCACCACAAUUGGAAACGCGCUCUCUGGAGUGAUGAAUCACGCGUCACCAUCUGGCAGUCCGACUGAUGAAUCUGGGUUUGGCGGAUGCAAGGAGAACGCUACUUGCCUGAAGGCAUAUUGCGGAGGAAUAGCGGUCUGGGGCUGUUUAUCAUGGUUUGGGCUAGGCUCCUUAGUUCCAGUGAAGGGAAAUCUUAACACUACAGUAUACAAAUGACAUUCUAGAUAAAGCUGUUCCCCUUACUGUUGCCACAAAGUUGGAAGAAGGCCCUUUCCUGUUUCAGCAUGACAAUACCCCCGUGCACAAAGCGAGGUCCAUACAGAAAUGGUUUGUUGAGAUCGGUGUGGAAGAACUUGACUGAACUGCACAGAGCCCUGACCUCAAACCCUAUCGAACACCUUUGGGAUGAAUUGAAAUGCUGACUGUGAGCCAGGCCUAAUCGCCCAACCUCACUAAUGCUCAUGGCUGACUGGAAGUAAGUCCCUGCAGCAAUGUUUCAACAUCUAGUGGAAAGCCUUCCCAGAAGAGUGGAGGUUGUUGUAGCAGCAAAGGGAGGGGACCAACUCCAUAUUAAUGUCCAUGAUUUUGGAAUGAGAUGUUCUACGAGCAGGUGUCUACAUACUUUUGGUCAUGUAGCGUAUGAUGACCACUGAGGUAUAGAUGCUUUUGGAUUAUGAAUGGCUACAGUGCCCAUAUUUGUUAGGUAGCUACAUACGCACCCCACCAGUACACUGGGCAAACAGCCAAGGAAACCAUCUCAUCCUCUCUCGACUGCGAGUCCACACGUUUGAUCAAUAGGUAGACACUUGAUCCAUAGUCUUUGACGAUGGAAAAAAAACUACAAAUACAAUCAAUUGAAUAACGAUCUAAUGCCUCUGCAUAAGCUCUUGUACAAUAUUAAGUAAGUAUCAUAGAAAUAGAUGGCACUCGUGGGAAAAUAUCACUCAAACCAUUUGAUGACAUAGUCCAUGGACAGCGCCAUGUUGUUGACCCUGAAUCAGGAAAUUACAUGCAUGCAAUCUACGAACGUGAUUUGUUAGGGCAAUAUGGAUUAUGGACUUUUUGAUUUGCCAAUGGUUACCCUUACGCAAAAGCAUUGGACCAAUGGUAUCGUAUGAGUACUACCCAUAGUUGUUUGAUUGGCUACCUGUCAUUGUAGACCCCGCCUUCGUUGUCUGUCCCGAGGAAGAGAUGUGUAGCCUCCAGUUAUUGCAAAAUCAUGGCAACAUUCAUGGAACGACUAUCUUUCCUUCAGAAAGUUCCCACUCUGAUGAAAGCAACAGCAGAUGACGAAAAGCCCUGUCCUGGCUACCUCUUUGAAGACAUCGGAAAAAUCUCCCAGGAGUCCACUGGGUGUGGUCAGUGCCUGUUGGAGUACCUGUUGGAGAGGCUGCAGGUAGAAUCCUGCCAUGUCAAAAUAAAGGUUCUGAAGAUCUUCGUCCAUCUCUGUGGUCACGGAUCACCUCACUUUCUGACGGAACUCAGACGGAACUCCACCUUCAUCCAGCAGGCCUCAGUUUACAGUGGUCCUCUUGACCCCAUCCAUGGCACCGCUAUGUACCAGAAAGUGAGGGCCACGGCACAGGAAUUAGCCAGGUUACUCUUCACAGAGACAGUCUCUGUCCAGAGCAGCACGUCUCCAUGCAAACUAGCCAUGGCCAACAUGGGCAUGGGGUCAGAGUCUGCCCACGGAUCCAGAAUGCAGGGGUUUGGCUACAGCCCGGGGAAGAACACAACAACAGGUGGUGAGACCCUGAUGGACAAGAUCCGCAAGGCUACUGAGUUUGUGGCCAGUGCCGUCCUGCCCCCGAUGGAACACCAGGGUAUCCGACUCCAUGACAACCACUACCGGGCGGUGGUGGCGCCUUCAGGCCCCGUAGAGGUGGCAGUGCCAGCAUGUGCCUACACUGUGCCUCCUCACAGACCCAAAGUUUCCCAGCGGUGUCCAGGGCAGGUGGGUGGGGGCUGGGAGGAGAUUGACAGCAGCCAUAGCUCCUCCCACAACUCCUGUCAGGAGACCGCAGACCAUUGCCAGGUCUCGGGGGGCAGUAGCAGCAAUUCGGGUGGCACCGGUAGCCAAUCGGGAGCCAGUAGGGAGAGCUCCGGAGACCUAUCAGAACGGGUGGAGGCUAUGCAGUUAGGGGACUGUGGGCAGGAGAUGGCGCUGAUCAGAAGGAUGACUGAGGGCUCCAAGGUCUUCCUGUCCAGAGAGGAGAACCAGCACUUCAUCAAGGAGUGUUCCACUCUGAACUGUGAGGUGGUGGUGGAGCUGCUCUCUCGCAGACUGCAGGACCCGUCACAGACUGCCCAGAUGAGGGCGCUGUGUGCUGUGGCCUGUCUCAUGACCUCUGAUCUGCUGUCUCUGGAGCAAAUCUUCGGGAUGACCCAGAGGAGGCUGGUCCAGCUGAGUGAGGGACCUCCAGGGCCUGUAGCCAACAAGGCCAUCAAGAUCCUUCGUCAGUUUAAGGCUUUGAUGGGCGGGCCAAUCAUUGGUGCCGGAUGUGAUGCAGCAGCAGCCAAUGGUGUUCCUCUAUCCUCCUCGGACCAGCGCCCCACUCCCACAAGUCCCGCACUGCUACUGCCAACACGCCCAGGUGACAUCACGGUCUUUAACCAUCACAGAGGGAGAGACCCUGAGACUGAGCAGUCACCUGGGGGGCAAGCUCAACCCCCUCCCCUGUCUGACCUGGGCUGGGCCCAAAGGGGUACAUCUGAGAGGUUACUAAAUCUCAACCUUGAUGAUGAGAGAGGGUCUGCUAAUCAGGAUGAAGAGUUCAUGGACAGUCAGAUUGGGUUUAGGACUGGUGAGACCCAGCUCAACUCAAAUGUUACAGUUAAAGACUCAGAGCUCCAGACAGAGAGGGACCCAUUCCGAGUCACGGACCCCCAGAUCGAGCAGCCCUGUGGGGGUAGACUCUCUUUGUUCAGUGGCAUGGAGCUGGUGGCCAGAGGGACAUCUGUGUGUCCAUCAACCCUUACAGAGAGGAAUGGAGAUCUGCAGCUUCAGGUGGGAAAGAGAGACGGGAGGGAGUGUCUGAGUGUUACCCAUACAAACACACCGCUACUCUGUGUCGAUGACAGCGAUACAACGCCUACGUACGACCUCACGUCCACCAGCAGCCAAUCAGCCUUCUCUUUCCUUAACCUCUGAUCUCCAACACAGAACAGGAAUGUUUAGGAUCAUGCUGGCACCAUAGGCAUUUCUGCUCUGAAAACAUGACUACAAUUUGUCAGGGGUGCCCAGCUCCCAGUCCUGAAGGUAUGCAAUGUUCGCUGUGAGUUGUUAUAUUAACCCCCAGAGGUAAAACCUCUACACAGUAUGCCUAGAGUAUGUUCAGUUUGCAGAGUUAUGUUUAACAAAUGUGAGGUAAUUUUCGAGCUAGUUAAUGGUUACUUUGACUCAGGAUUUUGCACUACAAUGAUUUUAUGUUAGAGUAAUCCACCUGGGCACACACUGGUUGAAUCAACAUUGUUUCCACGUCAUUUCAAUUAAAUGACUUUGAGCCAACGUGGAAUAGAUGUUGAAUUGACAUCUGUGCCCAGUGGGAUGUGUCUUCCGCUCUUCUCUGGCACUAGGUGCCCUUCUUACUACCUUAAAUAUAAACAUUGAGUGUUAUUUCACAAGUGUGUUUUAUUUCUACUCUUGAUUCACAUUCAAUAGGAAUGGGACUGGUUGUAGAUUGCAUGAACGAUUUGCCAAAACCUCAGUGAAAUAUAAUGAAGUAAUGUUUGACGGAGUUGUCCUUCUCUAUGUCCUGUCUGUUGGUCAGAGCGCUACAGUAUACGACAGAUUGAAAGCAUAUUGGUACAUUCAGUGGUGAUACUGUGUCUAUUUCAACUAAAGCCAUGCUGUUGCACCACUGUGUGACUAGAAUAAAACCUGCUGUUUGUUGCAGCACUAAGUAGAAGGAAGGCCUUUCAUGGUGGGCCAUUACAUAACAUUAGCAGCACCCCGCCCUACAGGCGUUAAAUAAAUGGAUCUGAUUCACUGCAAUUC
Messenger RNA from Oncorhynchus nerka (sockeye salmon), 5196 nucleotides. It is a transcript of the gene tepsin, whose product is annotated as TEPSIN adaptor related protein complex 4 accessory protein. Gene Ontology annotation, cellular component: trans-Golgi network membrane. Lineage: Eukaryota; Metazoa; Chordata; Actinopteri; Salmoniformes; Salmonidae. The coding region runs from base 2419 to 4350 and encodes 643 amino acids. The record is from RefSeq and is a predicted model, not a curated record. The transcript has 13 exons.